CAUCAGGGUUGGGGGAAGUUGAGUUGAUUGAUUUAUUGCAUUUAUAUACAUACCGCCCAAUAGCUGAAGCUCUCUGGGCGGUUUACAAAAAUUAAAAACAUUAAAAACCUAUGCUGGACCUAUGCAACUGUUAAAGAUACAGGAGCCCAGUCCUCCUUUCCAUAGGGUCACCCUAACGUUCUUGCAGUCGCUUUCGGGUCACCACAGAUUUCCUUCCCUAUGGAACUCGUGCUGCCUCAGAAGCUUGACCCUUUGAUGGUUCCUCAAAAAGGAUGGUAGUCAUCGGGCCACCUUUCCACCCCCACAGACAGUGGAGUGGCAUCAGGGAGGUGUUUUAGAUCCUCUCCUCACUGCGCUGGAAUGGAAGCAGCCACCAUGCAGCCCACUCAGGUGACCUUCGAGGAGGUGGCUGUGCGCUUCACCGAGGAGGAGUGGGCCUUGCUAGAUCCGGGCCAAAGAGUUCUCUAUAAAGCGGUGAUGCUUGAGAAUUAUGGGACGGUGACCUCUUUGGAAAUGAUCCUGCGUUCGAAACCAGACCUCAUCUCCUGGCUGGAAGAACAUGUAGAAGAAGACCUCUUUGUCUGGAGUUCGGCAGAAGAGGGGAGAUUUUCAGAUGAUGAGAUCAGUUGGGAAGAUUAUUUUCGAGUGGGAAGUCCCAUGUCAGAAGAAGAAGUUGAGACCUUUCCGGAAAGAUGCCGGGAGUCUAUUUCCUUCCUGGAUGACGGUGGCGAGAUGCGCCAUCCUGAAAUCUCUAAAGACCAUUCCCGCAACGCUGAAUACCCCUCCUGGCUCAAGGUGGACCUUCAUUCGCUUCUCCCUCACCUGGAACUCUACACCCAGGCCCUGAGUGCCGUUCUCUAUUCUACACUGAGCCUAUCUAAUGCCUAUCUGUUGAGUAUCAGCCGGCAGCAGCGGAGGAGGAAAUUGAUAGGCCAGCUUUUUCGGAAACACUUCUUCCGAGUCUCCAGGACUCGCCGUAUCCUCUGCAAGCGGAGGAUGAAACGCGCGGCCGCGUUCCUGGCACUGCUCGACGGCGGGCCGAUCCCCCGGCGCUGGUGGGUGUCCCCCACGACCGGCCGCAACUGGUGGGAGAACUUUGUUCAGGCGGACUCGGGCGACGACAAGUGGAUCGAGCAUUUCCGCAUGAGCCGGGGCACCCUCUUCGAAAUCGCGGACGCGCUCCGGCCCCAGCUGGAGCGGCAGAGGACCACCAUGCGGGAAGCCAUCACGGUGGAGAAGCGCGUGGCCAUUGCCGUGUGGUGGCUUUCGAAUUUGGAGUGCUACCGCGAGGUGGCCACGCAGUUUGGAGUCGGGAGGUCCACCGUGGGAGAGAUUGUUCUGGAGGUGUGCUUUGCCAUCCGGCACAAACUUGCUCACCGGAACAUCUACCUGGGUGACUACCAGAAGAUAAUGGAUGGCUUCAAGAAGUUGGGCUUCCCCCACUGCAUCGGCGUCAUGGAUGGGACACUUCUGCCCAUAGUUACCCCUACAGGUCAGGCUGAUGAGUCCGCCAAUCGUAAAAAAUUCCACUCUGUCCUCCUCCAGGGAACGACCGACCAUACUGGCCGAUUUAUUGACAUUGAAGUAGGGUGGAGUGGGAAACCCCAUGACGUGUCCAUCUUCCGGAACUCUGCACUGUGCCAGGCCAUGGACAAUGGUACUUUUGUUCCGGGGAACCCUCUUAUCACCCUUGGGGAUGUGCAGAUACCGCCGCUAAUACUGGCCGACGGUGCCUACCCUAUGCGGAAGUGGCUCAUGAAACCGUACGACGAUUUCCCUGACGAAAGAGAGAGCCAAUUCAACAGCACCUUCACCCGUUGCCACGAGGUUGUUGGGCGGGCUUUUGGCAGACUGAAAGCCAGGUGGCAGUGCCUCACCAAUCGGUUACCAGUGGCAGAGGAGAAUGUUGUGGCGGUGGUCACGGCAUGCGCUGUGCUGCACAAUGUUUGUGAGACCAAAGAACACGCGCUACACCAAGGCCUGGACAUUCCCGACCAUAUACUGUUACCCGAGUGUAAUGAGGAGGAAUCCUGUCCGUAUAACAACAGGGAUGUGGAAGAGGGAGAGAUGGUGCGUGAUGCGAUCACCGCUUUCCUUGUCGAUAAUAUCCAACCUUGAUUGAGAGUUACCAUCAUUCAUGUUUUUGUAUACUGGUAUGUGUGUUUUCCUUCCAAAUAAAGUUGAGUUGAUUA
Elgaria multicarinata webbii is the source of this 2192-nucleotide messenger RNA. RefSeq lists its product as uncharacterized. The transcript is spliced from 7 exons. NCBI's taxonomy places the organism in Eukaryota, Metazoa, Chordata, Lepidosauria, Squamata, Anguidae. Gene Ontology annotation, biological process: regulation of DNA-templated transcription. The record is from RefSeq and is a predicted model, not a curated record. Bases 361 to 2118 code for a protein of 585 amino acids.